Molecule: messenger RNA, 1393 nt
Organism: Polyodon spathula (Mississippi paddlefish)
Lineage: Eukaryota; Metazoa; Chordata; Actinopteri; Acipenseriformes; Polyodontidae
Product: keratin, type I cytoskeletal 13-like
Exons: 8
Coding region: 62-1354 (430 amino acids)
Molecular function (GO): structural molecule activity
Source: RefSeq, a predicted model, not a curated record
AUCCCCUGCAGUGCAUCUCUUGCAGUGAAGCUUGUGGAUCUUUCAGCAGUAACCGAUCAUAAUGUCCUACUCCAGCUCUAGCUCAGUCAGUUCCGGGGGCCACUUCAAGGCAUCCCAAGCAGGGUCUGGACACUCUGUCAUCAAGCGUCGGGCUCCUAGUGUUUACGGCGGCGCUGGAGGACAUGGCACCAGAAUCCUGAGCCACUCCAUGUCGGGCGGUUUUGGAGGUUAUGGUGGAGUCUUUGCCAUGGGAGGAGGAGGAGGAGGAUGGUCCUUCGGUACCGAACAUGGUUUCUCCAUCAACGAGAAGUCCACCAUGCAGAACCUCAAUGACCGUCUGGCCUCCUACCUGGAGAAGGUACGCUCCUUGGAGGCAGCCAAUUCCAAGCUGGAGUUCCAGAUUCGGGAAUUCAUGAACAAUAAGACACCGCUGAGCCAUGAUUAUAGUGCCUAUGAGAAGAUCAUCCAUGACCUUCAGCAUCAGAUCCAUGCAAUGUGUGUUGCAAAUUCCGGGAUUAUUCUGCGAAUUGAUAACGCAAAACUGGCUGCCGACGACUUCCAUGUAAAGUAUGAGGCUGAGCUGGCAAUGAGGCAGUCUGUCGAGGCUGACAUCUCUGGACUGAGGAGGGUCCUGGAUCAGCUGACUCUGGCCAGAUCCGACUUGGAGUCGGAUCUUGAGCGUCUGAAGGAGGAGUUGAUCUACCUCAAGAAGAACCACCAGGAGGAUCUGGCAGCUCUUCGGGCUCAGAUGCACAGCGCAUCGGUCAACGUGGAGGUGGACGCUGCCCCACACCAGGACCUGUCCAGAGUCCUGGAAGAAACGAGAGCGCAGUACGAGGGCAUCGCUGAAAAGAACCACCGGGAGAUUGAAGCCUGGUACAAGAGCAAGUUUGAUGCUCUGAACCAGCAGGUCACCAUGAACACCGCCGAGCUCGAGGCCAACAAGAAUAAGAUCAUCGACCUGAGACGAGUGCUGCAGGGCCUGGAGAUUGAACUGCAGUCUCAGCUUGGCAUGAAAGGGGCCCUGGAGUCCUCACUGCGGGAGACGGAGGCCAACUACUCCAAUCAUCUCCACAGACUGCAGGGGAAGGUGAGCAGCCUGGAGGCUGAGCUCAUGCAGCUGCGCUUGGACAUUGAACACCAGUCCCAGGAAUACCGGAUCCUGCUGGACAUCAAGACCCGUCUGGAGAUGGAGAUUGCGGAGUACAGGCGCCUGCUGGAUGGAGAAGGGGCCAGCGUCCCCGUUCAAAAAGCACCAGCUGUGACCACCAGAAAAGUGAAGACCAUCGUGGAAGAGGUGGUUAAUGGGAAGGUUGUGUCAUCCCACGUUGAGGAAGUAGAACAGGGUAUAUAGACCAAGGCAUUCUGCAAGUGAAGUCAAAUUAAUAAAGGA